AUGUCCACGAUCACCCCCGACGCGCACCAGUCGGGAAACCCGCCCAUCAUCCCGUUGUCCUUCAAUGGCCACCAACCCGAAAAAGUGACACUCUACCCUCUGUCCAACUACACGUUCGGCGUCAAAGAAACGCAGCUUGAGGAGGAUCCGUCGGUCAUCGCCCGCUUGAAGCGCCUCGAAGAGCAUUAUACCGAACAUGGCAUGCGCCGCACGUGCGAAGGCAUCCUCGUAUGCCACGAGCACAACCACCCCCAUAUCCUGAUGCUUCAGAUCGCGAAUGCCUUCUUUAAGCUUCCAGGCGACUACCUAAAGCCGGAAGACGACGAGAUCGAGGGUUUCAAGUCCCGGCUAGACGAGCGGUUGGCGCCUGUCGGCCGCCUAGGAGAGGGAGAGGAAGCCGGUGACUGGCAGGUAGGCGACUGCUUGGCCCAGUGGUGGAGGCCCAACUUUGAGACGUUCAUGUAUCCCUUUGUUCCUGCGCAUGUGACGCGGCCGAAGGAGUGCAAGAAGCUCUAUUUUAUUCAAUUGCCCAAGACUAAGGUCCUAAGCGUCCCAAAGAACAUGAAGCUCCUCGCGGUUCCUCUAUUCGAGCUCUACGACAACACAGCCCGGUAUGGUCCGCAGCUCUCUGCCAUACCCCAUCUUCUGAGCCGGUACAAUUUUGAGUUCGUCGACGAGAAGGGCAACGUUGUCGCUGCCACGCCAGGGUCCAGUGCCCCCGAUGGCUAUGUUCCGCAAACAAAAGUCCUGGCAGGAGACGACAUGGAGAUGAAGGAAGAGAACGGUACAAGCUAA
Messenger RNA from Fusarium keratoplasticum, 795 nucleotides. Its product is annotated as Cleavage and polyadenylation specificity factor subunit 5. Gene Ontology annotation, molecular function: mRNA binding. The record is from RefSeq and is a predicted model, not a curated record. NCBI's taxonomy places the organism in Eukaryota, Fungi, Ascomycota, Sordariomycetes, Hypocreales, Nectriaceae. Gene Ontology annotation, cellular component: mRNA cleavage factor complex. The transcript is spliced from 2 exons. Bases 1 to 795 code for a protein of 264 amino acids.